Molecule: messenger RNA, 1309 nt
Organism: Aphis gossypii (cotton aphid)
Lineage: Eukaryota; Metazoa; Arthropoda; Insecta; Hemiptera; Aphididae
Product: integumentary mucin C.1-like
Exons: 4
Coding region: 380-928 (182 amino acids)
Cellular component (GO): cytoplasmic vesicle
Source: RefSeq, a predicted model, not a curated record
CUGAUUCCGACAUUCAGUCGCAAUAACGAAGCCUCGCCGACGACGUCACAACGUCAGUGUAUAACACCAUAAACACUGUCCAGAGGUCUUUAUUCCGAUUAUACACACACUCACACUCACAUACACACAUACACAAGCCUAUCAACACAAUCCCACGAAUCACGCCCGUAACAGCACUGCUGCGCCGUGGACUGUAACGUUACGUGUGGCAAUUGAUCGCAGUCCAUCACUUUGUGUGCUAUUGUCGAGUACUCCUCACACUUCAGUCUCGUCUGCGUUGACCAACUCUUGACGGUUCUUGUUAUUGUGUCCGUGUCUGUCCGCACACGAUACCACCACACCCCCAUAUUUGUCGCAUCUUCAUCAUACGUCUGACAAAAUGGUCUUGUUGAAAUCCACCGUGGUCGUCCUGCUGGCCGUCGCGUGCGUCUCUGCCGCCAGCACGAUCGUCGCCAAGCAGUCGCAAGAUCACGUCGAGCCAAAUGUCGACCUUUCCGCCGAAUCAACUAAAUCAUUACCAUCUGUAAGCAGUACCACACUUUCAACACCCAUUGCUGUCACUAAUAACACUACAUUGGUACCACCAACUACUACUACAACAAUUUCAACUACAACUGGUUCAACUACCACAACUUCAACCACACCUACAACAACUACAAAACCAAAUACCACAACCACAACUACAUUAGCACCAACUACUACACCAAACUCAACCACAUUAGCACCAACCACAAUAGCACCAACUACUGUGAGUCCAAAUACUACGACGACUGCUUUACCUCCUACUCCAGAACCAUCUCCUGCUAGGAGUUGGGAUGGUCCAAGUUUCUUAGGUGGCAUGGUCCUAGCUUUUGGUAUUGUUGCAGUUGGAUUUGUUGGAUACCGAUUCUUCUAUUUAGGACGUGGUGGUGCCUACCAUACUUUGUGAACAUUGAUAAUCUGAUCAAAUUAUAAAAAAAUAUAAUAUUUUUUUUUAUAUAUAGGGCUAUUUAAUUUAAUUCAAAAACCUAUAUAAUUGUAAAAAAAUUUUACUGAUUAAUUAUUUAAAAAAUAGAGCACCUUUUCUCAAAAUUCAGUGCUCAUUAUUUAUUUUUUAGUGGUAUAUUUAAAUGCUUCAAACAAAAUUAGGAAUUCGGAAAUCCAUCGUAGAUAAUAGUAUUGUUUAUUCAGUUCAUAUUUGUUUUUUUUUUUUUUUUAAUGAUGAAUAGUCAACAUUUGACAAACUGUUCUUAUUCAAUUUAUUUUGGUGAUAACUAAUGUAAAAUUAUUUUUAAGUAUUUUUUUAUAUAAUUAAACGCUGUAAAGAUAA